AUGCCACGUCAAUACAAAAGGAGGGAAGGAGCCAAGAAAAGAACACUAGUCGACAGCCAGAGGUUAAAAGAAGCUGUUUUAGACGUUAUUAAUAACGGUACGUUUCUCAAAGGAACUUCAAGUCGUUUUCAAAUAAAUGUUAUGACAUUAAAAAGAUACGUUCGCAGACAACGAUCCGAAAAUGUUGAAAUACCCUUCUCUCCUGAUUAAAAGAAGGCUCAAAUAUUAACAAAUGCAGAGGAAAAUAUGUUUAAAAAUUAUUUAGAUGUUGCCAGUAAAUUACACCCUGGCCUUGCAAGAAAACAAGCAAAAGAACUGGUGUAUGAGUUUGCCGUAAGAAAUGGUAAAAAAAUACCUACUUCAUGGAAUAACCAUAAGCAAGCCAGUUACGACUGGUUAUACAGAUUUCUGAAGAGGAUGAAGACCUUAUCACUAUGCUCUCCGGAAGCAACUAGUCUUUCUAGAGCAACUAGUUUCAACAGAAAUAAUGUAUCAAAAUUUUUCGGAAAUUUAAAGACAGUUCUUGAAAACCAUAGAAUUGGACCAGAAGCAAUUUGGAGCGUGGACGAAACUGUCCAUAAUCCAAAGAAGAUCAGUGCAUGCAAAGGUGGAAAGCACGUUGGUAAAGUUACGUCAGGGAACGUGGAGCAACAGUAACUGUUUGUUGUGCAAUCAAUGCAAUUGGAAACCAUAUGCCACCUUUUAUUGUUUUCCCUCGAAAACCAUAAAAAGUGGCAUAUGGU
Messenger RNA from Diabrotica balteata, 743 nucleotides. Lineage: Eukaryota; Metazoa; Arthropoda; Insecta; Coleoptera; Chrysomelidae. The record is from the annotation of a GenBank genome assembly.